Messenger RNA from Truncatella angustata, 1266 nucleotides. RefSeq lists its product as uncharacterized. Lineage: Eukaryota; Fungi; Ascomycota; Sordariomycetes; Amphisphaeriales; Sporocadaceae. The record is from RefSeq and is a predicted model, not a curated record. Bases 1 to 1266 code for a protein of 421 amino acids. The transcript has 4 exons.
AUGGGUGAUCCUGCGCCAGAACGGGAACCCAAGAAGCUGAUUCUAUGUUUCGACGGGACCGGAAACACUUUCAGUGGAUCUAACGCCGACACCAACGUGGUUAAGAUCCUGAAUAGGCUUGACCGUAAUGAUCCUCGCCAAUACCACUAUUACCAAACUGGUGUUGAUACAUAUGAUAUUAAUGAAAAGUCUGUCAAUAAGACUUGGUUGGGCUCGAUACAGAGUUCAAUCUCCCAAACCAUCGAUCAAGGGAUUGGAACGACCUUUGACGCACACGUUAUGGCGGGCUAUCGCUUCUUGAUGCGCUAUCAUGAUUCCGGUGACAAGAUUUAUAUGUUCGGCUUCAGCCGCGGCGCCUUUACAGCCAAGCUCUUGACUCGUAUGAUCAACGCAGUUGGCCUACUGUGCAAGGGCAAUGAAGAGAUGGUUCCGUUUGCCUAUCGCCUUUACCAGAAGUACCUAGCCAGCGGCAAGAAAGAUUACAAAUACUCUCACCCACGGCACAGCGCAACUUUUCAAGGCGAGCAUAUUUCAAGGGAGACUGAACAACUCCCAGGUGACAAAGAAUGUGAUCGUCACAGCGAGGAAUAUUACGCAGCCUUCAAUGAAAUAAAGGCAUUUAAGGCCCACUUCUGUCGACAGGACAUGCGAUCGCUCCCAAACGGGGUAGUCCAACAAACUGAGAUCACUGUAUACUUCCUAGGGAUCUGGGAUUGCGUAAAUUCAGUUGCAAUUCUCGAGCAGACAGGAUUUCUUCCAGUACCAGUGACGGGAACUGCCAGAUACGUUAGACACGCCGUCGCCGUUGAUGAACGCCGAGUCAAGUUCAAGGCCGCGCUACUCGCUCAGGAUAUUACUACCAUCGAAAAUAAUGGCGAGGACAUCAAGGAAGUCUGGUUUCCAGGUACAUAUGGUGAUGUCGGCGGAGGCUGGCCAGCAGUACCUGAAAAUGCUUUUGAUACCCAUCAGCCCAUGUCAGUAUGGCAACGUAUCAAGCACUUCUGGAUGACUCGACAUUCUGAAGGAGCUACCAAGAAUGUGCGCGAGGAUCUGUUCCAAAUGAGUGACAUACCGCUUGCCUGGAUGAUACGGGAGCUCGAGCUAAUUGGCAAGCGCGACGGACUCGCUGGGGUCAAAUGGUCCAAGAAUGUCGAGGGCUUCAAGAACAACUUCAGAGAGCGUGGCGGACUUGAAGCACUCAAGGGAAAUAUGCAUGACUCUUUGUCAUUUGGAUGUGGCACUGGGUUUUUCAAGGUUCUUCUAUAG